This is a messenger RNA of Mycetomoellerius zeteki, 1744 nucleotides long. RefSeq names its product adenosine kinase. The transcript has 6 exons. Gene Ontology annotation, biological process: purine nucleobase metabolic process; purine ribonucleoside salvage. Gene Ontology annotation, cellular component: cytosol; nucleus. Bases 418 to 1533 code for a protein of 371 amino acids. NCBI's taxonomy places the organism in Eukaryota, Metazoa, Arthropoda, Insecta, Hymenoptera, Formicidae. The record is from RefSeq and is a predicted model, not a curated record. Gene Ontology annotation, molecular function: adenosine kinase activity.
CCAUUCUCAAGUUUCUUUCUGUGUACGGGAAUAAUUUAGGUUAUGGUGAGAAAUGUGACAUACACGGUAGAGUAAGUUGCUAACGGACAAGGCGCAAUGUGACUGCCGAAAUGAAUGGAGCAAGAUCGAUGUGCACGUUUAAGUUGCGCGAUUGUUUUCGACGUAUUGUCACGAGGAAGAGAGAAUAUUUCAGGCGGAGCGAUCGUCCACUCGGUUGUCUUUUAUAGCUCACAAUUUUAGCGCUUUGUAUCUUGUUCAAUUCGGCGAUAACUUUAUUAGUGUGUUCCUCGCGAUGACGGUCUGUGCUUUCCUAAUUUCCGUGUAGCUAUAAUUAUUCUCUAAUUAUUCAGCAAAUUAGGAUGAUUCGAAAUAUUCUGCCGACCUUCUACAUUUGAAACUCGCUGUUUGAUACAAAAGAUGGUGGAGAAGAUCCCACUGCGGAAGACCAUCGCUCGAUUGGACUUUCCAGCGAUCAUAGCCUUUGGCAAUCCUCUGCUGGAUAUUCUUGUGAUACUGAAGAAUGAUGAGCUGAUUAAGAAGUACAAUCUUAAGAUAGACGGCGAAACAGAGUUGUGCGAGAAGAAGCUGCAAGAGUUAAUUACGGAUUUGCCACCAGAGAUAGAACAAUAUACAAAUCCCGGAGGAUCUGCGCAGAAUACAUUGAGAAUCUUGCAGUGGCUCUGUGACGAGACCCAUGAGUCCCAAAUUAGUAUCUUCUGUGGAGGUCUCGGAAAUGAUCAAAGAGGUUCGAUCUUAGAAAAAUUAGUUCGACUUGCAGGAGUGGACGCAAGAUACGCCGUACAUCCGACUUUGCCUACCGGAUUAUGCGUUUCUCUUGUGUAUGAAACGUCCCGCAGUCUUGUCGCUAAUCUUGGCGCAGCUGGUGUAUAUACGUUGGAUGAUCUUAAAAAGGCCAAUUUGCAAUUAGAUAAUAUUAAAAUAAUUUACAUCGAAGGCUAUUUCGUAACGCACAGUUUAGAUGUGGCUAAAGAACUGGUUAAGCGGGCGCAGGAGAAGAAUAUUAUUGUAGCGUUCAAUCUUAAUUCUUUUUAUAUAUUCCAGGAUCAUCAAGCGGCCAUUUGCGAAAUGGUCGGUCACGCUAAGAUCGUAUUUGGCAACGCGAGGGAAAUGAUCGCGCUAGCUCAGGCAUUGAACGUGAAAUACGACGACGUUGCUGAUAUACCUUUUCUAUUGAAUAGCUUAAAAAGAAUUACGAUGGACGUUUCUAGCGCAAAUAGUAAGGACUGGUUGGCCGACGAUGGUAUAUUCAUCAUGACGCGUGGUGGAUGUGCGCCAGCGAUUAUCGUAUGGGGCAGAGGACAAUCCGUUCAGGUGCAGCCCAUUGUGCCUAAGACACCUAUUGUGGACACAACAGGCGCCGGCGAUGCCCUGGUGGCUGGCUUCCUAGCCGGCGUCUUGGCCCACUGGGAUCCGAAGAGUUGCCUAGAAUUAGGAUGCAAAGUUGCGUCUUGCAUGACAACCAGACUCGGCGUCACGCUGCCAAGCGACAUGCCUCCCGAUUUUCUGCCAUAACGAUUUGAUCUCUCUAGGACGCUAAUGACUCGUUACCUGAUAACGUAAUUGCACACGGUUAUUUAUUGCCUGAAAGUUCUAUUAGCGAAUUAUUGACUGUUAGAAAGAUAACUAGCAUUCCUCGUCGAUGUUACGUCCACAUUCCAUUAAGGGGAUCCUAAAGUCGUCUGUUUUACCGCAAUAAUUUUAUGAUUGAACGUAAUAAUUUUCA